UCUCUUUGAGUGAUCUUCCGAGUGCUUGACCGAUAUCUUUUGGAUGAUGGCUCGAUUGAUUCUUCCGUCCAAGGUUUUGGGAUUGCAGAAGACUUGUUUGUUGGGUUUGAUCUCCUUUUCUCCUAUUCAGGCUACUUUUCGAUCCGGUUCCUUUAGACAAUCUGCUAAGAACUUCUCCAGAUAUAGACAUUGUCUUACUUCAGAGACUGUGUUUAGGAGAACUCAGCGGUAUUGUUAUCCUUCAUUAUCUAGGGCCAACCGGUUGAAUAGGAGGUUAAUUUGCUCAGUUGCUACAGAGUCCGUAUCGAAACAAGCCGACGAGUCUGCAAUGGAUGCACCGAAAGAGAUUUUCUUGAAAGAUUAUCAAUUGCCCGAUUACUAUUUUGAUACGGUUGAUCUGAAAUUCACACUGGGUGAAGAGAAAACUGUUGUACACUCCAAAAUUGCUGUUAAUCCUAGAGAUGGUUCUUCAUCUCCACUAGUCUUGGAUGGUAAAGACAUGGAGCUAGUUUCAGUUAAAGUGAAUGGUGAAUUGCUCAAGGAGGGUGAUGAUUAUCAUUUGGAUUCGCGUCAUCUCAAAAUUCUUUCCCCACCAAGUGACAAUUUUACUUUGGAAAUUGUCAAUGAUAUUUGUCCUCAAAAGAAUACAUCUCUAGAGGGCCUUUACAAAUCGUCUGGUAAUUUCUGUACACAAUGUGAAGCAGAGGGAUUCCGGAAGAUCACAUUCUAUCAGGAUCGUCCCGAUAUUAUGGCAAAAUACACUUGUCGCAUUGAAGCUGACAAGUCAUUAUACCCAGUGCUGUUAUCAAACGGAAAUCUCAUUGAGCAAGGAGAAAUCGAGGGUGGAAGGCAUUAUGCUCUUUGGGAAGAUCCUUUCAAGAAGCCUUGCUAUUUAUUUGCACUAGUUGCAGGUCAAUUAGAGAGCAGAGACGAUCAUUUCAUUACUCAAUCAGGUCGUAAAGUCGACCUUAAAAUAUGGACCCCUGCUCAAGAUAUACCAAAAACUGCACAUGCCAUGUAUUCUCUUAAGGCAGCAAUGAAAUGGGAUGAAGAUGUUUUUGGUCUUGAGUAUGACUUGGACCUCUUUAACAUUGUGGCUGUUCCUGAUUUUAACAUGGGAGCCAUGGAAAACAAGAGUUUGAAUAUAUUCAAUUCCAAGCUUGUCUUAGCCUCUCCGGAAACUGCCUCAGAUGCAGACUAUGCUGCAAUUUUGGGAGUUAUUGGUCAUGAGUAUUUUCACAACUGGACUGGAAACAGAGUGACUUGUCGCGAUUGGUUCCAACUUAGUUUGAAGGAAGGUCUAACAGUUUUUCGUGAUCAGGAAUUUUCAUCCGAUAUGGGUAGCCGAACCGUAAAGAGGAUUGCUGAUGUUUCAAAGCUCCGAAUUUAUCAGUACCCGCAGGAUGCCGGUCCAAUGGCUCACCCUAUCCGACCUAAUUCUUAUAUCAAGAUGGACAACUUCUACACAGUAACGGUGUAUGAAAAGGGUGCCGAAGUUGUAAGGAUGUAUAAGACCUUGCUCGGAAGCCAAGGAUUCAGAAAAGGCAUGGAUCUAUAUUUCAAGAGGCACGAUGAGCAAGCUGUGACAUGCGAAGAUUUCUUUGCCGCCAUGCGAGAUGCAAAUAAUGUUGACUUUGCUAAUUUCUUAUCUUGGUACUCUCAAGCGGGAACCCCCACAGUAAAGGUUUCUUCAUCCUACAAUGCAGAGAAUCAGACCUAUUCUCUGAAGUUCAGCCAAGAGGUGCCACCAACGCCUGGCCAGCUUACCAAGGAACCCAUGUUCAUUCCCGUUUCUGUAGGGCUUUUGGGCUCAAAUGGAAAGGAUAUUUCUUUGUCUUCGAUCUACCAUGAUGGGAAGUUGGAAUCUAUUGCGAGUGAUAAUCAGUCUGUUUAUACUACAAUACUCAGAGUAACAAAGAAAGAAGAAGAGUUUGUGUUCUCCAAUAUUUCAGAACGACCAAUUCCUUCUCUGUUACGGGGUUUCAGUGCUCCUAUCAGAUUGGAGUCUGAUCUCACUGAUAGUGACCUCCUAUUCCUUCUUGCUCACGAUUCAGAUGAAUUCAACCGAUGGGAGGCUGGACAGGUGUUGGCAAGGAAGUUGAUGCUACAAUUAGUGGCCGAUUUCCAACAAAAUAAACCAUUAGUUCUGAAUCCAGAGUUCGUCCAUGGAAUCAAAUGUAUACUAUCCGACCCCAGCUUGGACAAGGAAUUUAUUUCAAGGGCCAUCACUCUUCCUGGAGAAGGUGAAAUCAUGGACAUGAUGGAAGUUGCAGAUCCCGAUGCUGUACACGCUGUUCGGGCUUUCAUUAAGAAGCACCUUGCAGCAGAGUUGAAAGACGAGUUGCUCAAAACAGUAACAAACAAUAGAAGUUCUGAUGCGUAUGAAUUUAACCAUGCCAAUCUGGCAAGGCGCGCUCUUAAGAAUGUCGCCCUCGGCUACUUGGCAUCUCUGGAUGAUUCGGAUAUGAUUGAUCUCGCUCUGCAUGAAUACAAAACUGCCACAAAUAUGACUGAGCAAUUUGCGGCUCUUGCCACAAUUGCCCAAAAGCCUGGGAAAGUACGCGAUGAAGUUUUAGCCGAUUUCUAUAACAAAUGGCAGCAUGACUACUUGGUUGUGAACAAAUGGUUUGCUCUCCAAGCAAUGUCGGACAUUCCCAAUAAUGUUGAGAAUGUACGCAAUCUUCUAAACCAUCCGGCAUUUGAUCUUUGCAAUCCAAACAAGGUUUACUCACUUAUUGGUGGAUUUUGUGGUUCUCCGGUUAACCUACACGCUAAGGAUGGUUCAGGAUACAAGUUCUUGGGAGAAGUUGUCGUGCAGUUGGAUAAAUUGAAUCCACAGGUUGCCUCUAGAAUGGUGUCAGCUUUCUCCAGAUGGAAGCGUUAUGAUGAAAACCGUCAAAAACAUGCUAAGGGACAGUUAGAGAUGAUCAUGUCGGCCAAUGGUCUAUCGGAGAAUGUGUUUGAAAUCGCCUCUAAAAGUUUGGCUGCUUAGAAAAGUGGUUUUCGUCGUGUUUCGCUUACAUUAAUAUUUGUACUGAUUUGGUUUGAUUUUGCAAAGAACUUUAAGAAGAAACUUAUGUGGGCCUUUUUUUAUAACAUGAUGUUUGGAUGCUCA
Molecule: messenger RNA, 3115 nt
Organism: Impatiens glandulifera
Lineage: Eukaryota; Viridiplantae; Streptophyta; Magnoliopsida; Ericales; Balsaminaceae
Product: puromycin-sensitive aminopeptidase
Exons: 33
Coding region: 44-2992 (982 amino acids)
Biological process (GO): proteolysis
Cellular component (GO): chloroplast
Molecular function (GO): metallopeptidase activity; zinc ion binding
Source: RefSeq, a predicted model, not a curated record